AUGUCUUUAUAUGUUCUAACACUAAAUAGAGAUCUCCUAGCAGCCCCGCUUCGCUCUGGGGCUGCGCCUAACCCCACUGGAACGCAUGCAUUGUUCAGUCUUUCCAAGUAUUCUUUUCAGGACCACCGCAGCGAAGCCGGUACCUAUGUACUGGACUUCAACAGUGGUGAAUUGUGCUCGAUUCCCAAAGAUACAAAAUCGAGUGGCUAUGCAUGGACUGGUUUCGGCUCAGAAAUUAUCUGGCAGAAACAGCUUGACGGCGCGACUAAAUUUUGGGUUGAUGAUGCUGCUGCCCCUGGUUUGAGACAGUACCAGGCCGGUUGCGUUGAUGCUCUAGUUUCAAUUCUCAAGGUAACACGCUUGGCUGACGAUGCUUUUGCAAUUGUUGCCCUUGGCACGGACUCCGUUGCUGCAGAGCAAUCUACGUAUUCAACAGGACGGGCUUACUCUUCACUGCCGGUUCGGAGCUUCUUCGCCGAGCCACCAGUCAAGAAAGUGCUGUGGUACAUGAGGUUUGACGGCCGCAAAUUCCAGGGUGGGCUUCGAUUUUCUCUGUCAUGGCACAGAAUCGAUAUCCUAAAAGACACUGGCUUGGAAUUCGCUUCUCAUUCUAGCGUAGUGCCUAUGGGUCCAACAAAUUGUGAUGUAUCUUCUUAUGGCUUCGUUUUCGCGGGCAAGACACCGGAACAAUCUACCUAUCAACAUCGGCGAGCUUGGACGUCUGAUCUUUUCUUCAUUCCAAUCUUUUCGGGGACUAUCGCAUUCCCCAUAAUCUCAAACAAGGGAUGCGUUGCUUUCCUGAAAAGUGAGGACAAGGCAAAAGUGGCCAGCAAGAAUCACAUUUUCUUCGUCAAUCGAGCUUGCGAGAGUGACCCAAAAGAAAUAUCACUCCACUCUGGAGUUGGAAAAGAUGAUUGGCCUCUCAAUCCUGAACUACUAACUUGGAGUAACGAUGAGUCGAAACUGCUAGUUUCGGCCGCAGACAUGGGACACCAGAGGGUUUUCGAGAUCUUGAUCCACACCUCCACAGGGCCUGAAGGUCUCACGAACGUCCCUAUACACCUAGAAAUCGGACACGGCUCAAUAUCAAGUGUACAUCGUUGUUCCUCCUCGCCGUCCGACCGUCGACUGUUGGUCAGCAAGUCAAGCUUCAUCGAGAGUAGUGUUUUCUUGGUUGUUGAUCCUUCCUCCUCAAAAUCGCCAGAAGUUCUGUCUGCUGUGGCAGGAUGCGAGAAUCUUGGCUUGCAUAGAGGCCAAAUUAUCGAGACUUGGUUUAAAGGCCAUGGCGAUUAUCAAGUACACUGUUGGAUUACCAGACCUUCAUAUUUUCAAGAAGGGGAGAAAUAUCCUGUCGCACUUCUUAUUCACGGUGGUCCACACUCUUCAUGGCAAGACGCUUGGGGCACCCGUUGGAAUCCCAUCUUGUUUGCCGAGCAAGGAUAUAUUGUAGUCUCUCCUGACGUCACCGGUUCUAUUGGCUACAACGAAGAAUUCAAAGAAGCUGCCAUCGACGAGAUGGGCGGUCGCCCAUUCCGCGAUCUUGAACACUGCUUUGACUACAUCGAGCAAGAAGUCCCUUAUGCCGAUACCACGAAUGCAGUAGCCAUGGGUGGAAGCUACGGCGGUUAUCUCAUCUACUGGCUAGCCGGACAACCCUUUGCCAGCAAAUUCAAAGCACUCGUCGCUCAUGCUGGCAUCUUCAACAUCCCCUCACUAUACGCAUCCGAUGUUCCAGAUAUCUGGGAAGUUCUCUUCGGCGGCUACGCCAGUGAUCCUUCCCAGCUCAUCAAGAAUCUUGGGAAGUGGGAUUUAAUACAAUUCGUUCAUCUAUGGAAAACUCCAAUUUUGAUUACACAUGGUGAAUUGGAUAGACGAUGCCCACACACCAUGGGACUUGCGGCCUUCACGAUGACGCAGAUGAGGGGAGUUGAAAGUAAAUUCUUGAGUUUUUCAGACGAGGGGCAUUUUGUGUUGAAGCCAGAGAAUGCGCUAUUGUGGUAUCGGACAGUGAUUGAUUGGAUGAAUAGACACACUGGGAAGGAAGAGCAGACGGAAUAGUCCAG
Mollisia scopiformis is the source of this 2063-nucleotide messenger RNA. RefSeq names its product alpha/beta-hydrolase. The record is from RefSeq and is a predicted model, not a curated record. Gene Ontology annotation, biological process: proteolysis. Bases 1 to 2058 code for a protein of 685 amino acids. The transcript has 4 exons. Gene Ontology annotation, molecular function: serine-type endopeptidase activity. NCBI's taxonomy places the organism in Eukaryota, Fungi, Ascomycota, Leotiomycetes, Helotiales, Mollisiaceae.